UACACUCACUAUAUUGCCAAAAGUAAUGGCUCCGCCCUCCCAAUCAUGUGAUUCAGGUGUUCCAAUCCCCUCCAUGGACACAGGUGUAUACAAUCAAGCCCCUAGACAUGCAGACGGCUUCUACAAACAUUGGUGAAAGAAUAAGUCGCUCUCAGGAGCUCAGUGACUCCAAGCGUGGUCCCGUGAUAGGUGGCACACCUGGGCAAUAAGUCCAUCCGUGACAUUUCCUGGCUACUAAAUAUUCCACGCUCAACUGUUAGUGGGAUUAUAACAAAGUGGAAGCAACUGGGAACAACAGCCACUCAGCCACCAAGUGGUAGGCCACGUCACAUGACAGGGCGGGGUCAGUGCAUGCUGAAGCGCACAGUGCGCAGAAGUCGCCAACUGUCUGCAGAGUCAAUAGCUAAAGACCUCCAAACUUGGUGUGGCCUUCAGAUGAGCCCAACAACAGUGCGUAGAGAGCUUCAUGGAAGGGGUUUCCAUGGCCGAGCAGCUGCAUCCAAGUCACCAAGUGCAAUGCAAACCGUCAGAUGCCGUGGUGUAAAGCACGCCGCCACUGGACUCUAG
Messenger RNA from Staurois parvus, 567 nucleotides. The record is from the annotation of a GenBank genome assembly. Lineage: Eukaryota; Metazoa; Chordata; Amphibia; Anura; Ranidae.